This is a messenger RNA of Eptesicus fuscus (big brown bat), 14376 nucleotides long. It is a transcript of the gene DNHD1, whose product is annotated as dynein heavy chain domain 1. Gene Ontology annotation, molecular function: dynein intermediate chain binding; minus-end-directed microtubule motor activity; ATP binding. Gene Ontology annotation, cellular component: dynein complex. NCBI's taxonomy places the organism in Eukaryota, Metazoa, Chordata, Mammalia, Chiroptera, Vespertilionidae. Gene Ontology annotation, biological process: microtubule-based movement. The record is from RefSeq and is a predicted model, not a curated record.
AUGGGGACCCAGGAUAUUGCACUGCUGGUGGAAGGAUUUUUCCACAUCAACAUUUGUGAGGCCCAGCAGCCAGGAACCUGGAACUGGCAGUCGGAGCCUGAGCAGUGGGCAAGGUCAAUUCGCCAGCAGUUGGAUGCCCAGCUCCUUGUGGUCUCGGAGACCAGGGUAGACUCAUCUCCCAAAGAGGCAUCAUAUGAUGCCCCGGAGUCUCAGCACCAGCAGAGGCGACAGAGGCAGUUCCUGCAGGCGGUGACUCAGGCCCUGCCAGGCCUGCGGCGCCUGGUCACUGAGCUCCGCACUCUGUUCUCAGCUGUGCUCCAGGACGGCAGCCUUGCGGCCUGGCACUACCUGCACGAAGUGCUGCGCCUGCUGCCUCCAUACCGCACCCUGCUAGUGGGCAACCUGGAUUUGCUGCCCUUCCUGGAGCAGCUGUACCGCUGGGCACCCUGGGUCCAAACCCAACUCCAGCUGGACCUGCUCAAUGCCAUAGACCAGGCCUUUCCCCGAGACACCUCUUUGUUAGAGAGCGCCUCCCAUGUUGACUGCUGUCUUCAGAAGCAGAGGUCCCCUCAUGGGCCCCCACUCCCAGCAUGCCCUUUUGUGCGGGCCAGGAGGAGUGGGCAGCAAGGAGAGGAAAUGUUAGCCACGUGGCUGCGACCCCUGACUCUGCCGGAGCUGCAGCACAGCCUGGGCAUUGUGGGUGCCGAGGUGGCUCUGAAUGAGGCACAGUGGCGAGAUGGCCUUGGCCUCCUGCCCUUGGCACUGGCAACGGACAUCCCGGUACACUAUGAAAGCGAUGGCAAUGAUGACGCAGAGGAGAAGCCUGUUGGAAGAAGAAAGACCAAGUCUCGGCUUGACUCAGAAGUUUCUGGAAAGACCAAAAAGAGCAGCACUGGCGGCUUCCCUCCGACUUCCCUCCUGGGUAGCCAGGCGAUGGCCGUUCUGAAGACAGACAGAUACCUGAAGAAGGUCCACUUCUUCUACCUCAAUGUGGCUCCUAGCCGGUACUUUAGGCCCUACAGCCUGGUGGUGGUGCCACCAAACAAGGUGAAUCCUGAGCACUACAUCUUCUCGCCCUUUGGGAUCCUGCAUGUACAUCCUGAGGAGGCCACCGAGACAAUGACGCUGGGUACCUGGCACCGCCACUUCGUCCUCUGGCAACAGCUCCAGCUCGUUCCAUUCUUCAAGUAUUGCCUCUUACGCAAGGCCUGGGCCCGCUGGAGGAAGACCGUGAAGUUUCGGAGGCUGCACCGGUGCCGGACGUUCCUGGGGAGGCAUCUGCUCUUUGCCGUGCCCCACUUUGGAGUGGCGCUGCUCCACAUCAGCAGGCUUCUGCAGGAGCUGCACUCUGUGUCCUGGCUCCCCCAGGAGCCGGACCAGUGCUACGAGCUGCUGGACCUGCAGCGGGCUCUUACCCAGGAGAACCAGAGGGCCCUGCAGCUGCUUUCUCGCUGCCUGCACCUCUGCAAGUCCAUCCUUGACAUGGUUCAUGAGGAUACAUAUCAAAUGCAACAGGGCCUGCAGGAGCGAGUGAGGAACUGCGAGAGGGUCAGAACAGACCAAGGCUCCAUAUACCUGCGGAAGGUGCAGGGCCAGCAGCUGGAGCAGAAGCUGAAGCGAGUAGAGACCUGGCUGCUGCAGCUGGGACAGCUGGCCCGCCUGGUGCACUACAUGAUUUGCCAGAACCUCGUGUCUAUCAUAGAGGAGAAGAUAACCUCUUUUGUGGCCAACAUCCUGAAAGCCCCGAGGCAGAAUCCCUUUCUCUUGGCCCAGCUGGUCUUUGACAGUAGUGGCCAGCUGUCUCAUGAGCCCUGUAUUGAAGACAUAAUCCAGAUUAUAACUGGGGGCCUACAGUUUGUCAAGGCUUCUGCUCUGAAGGUAAUGAAGUCUACGGACCUGAAGAGCUCUGGGGAUUCCCUGAAUUCUGAAGAAGAAGAAGAAGAAGAGGGCUUGAACACGGAAAUCCUGAUGCCCAGGUCCCAGGGUGAUGCUGUGCAGAUCUUCUGUGGCCCGAAUGUAGGAUUGGUGUGGCCCUGGAAGUCUCACACAAUCACUGAAGCGCUGGAGGUCCAUGGGUACCGGCUGCGGAGCCAGUACUUGCCCCCCAAUUACAAGCAGCUGCAAGAGGACCUAAAUAACAACCCUCGAAUCCAGCAGGCACUGGCUGUACAGCAGGCCCUGCUGGAGGACAUGCUGUGGGAGGUGCAGGAAUUCUGCGGGAACUAUCACUGGUUGACAGGCAUUUAUAAGUUUCUGCAAGCCUGGGGGCCUCAGAAGCUGGAGUCCAUGAGAGGUUGUCCUGUCAACAACUAUGAGAUGCUGGUGAGCCACCUGGACGUUUGGCAGGCCCGUGUCUCCCGUAUACCGAUCGAGUUGGUCACAAAAGGCAAGUUGCUGCUGCUGAGCUGCCGUGAUAUACAGGCCGACCUGGAAUCCAAGCUGGAGAGCAUCAGGAAGGAAAUUCUUGAGUAUGUCCAGGACGAGAGCUGGAGCCGCAGCCAGCAACUGAUGAAGGAGCUCACAGAUUUCAUCGAGGCCUUCCAAACCAUCAACUCCGACAUUCACACCAUUGCCCGGUGCUCCCAGAAGUUGAACAAGGCCCUUGAGCAGUACAGCGAGCUGGAGGAGCGGAUGGAAUACAUACGGGCCCUCCACGAGCUCAUCCGCAACCACUUCAGCCUCUUCAGUGCGGAGACCGAGACACUGGACAUCUCGGUGAGAAGGCAACUCGGGGAGUCCCCCCUCCCUCCCGGCCCUCCUCCCCCACAAGCACGCGGACCUGACUGCCCUCUGCUUGCCCCCCAGCUCCUGGAUCUGUGGGAGGCAUUUCAGUUUGAGAGAAGCCAGGCCUCGGAGUUCCUGCUCAGCAAGCGACACGCCAUCGUGCCCAAGCUGCAGCAGCUGAUGGCGGCGGCGCUGGCCGAGCUGGAAGGCCUGAUUGGGAAGGCCCUGUCCAGCCCCUUCAUGGACCCUGCACAGGAGCAGAAGAGCAUGGAGAACCAGCUCAUCGCCCUGGGGCAUCAGUUCCAGGACACCACCAGCUACCUCAGCGAACUGCACCACGCCUACACCACCUUCACUGGGGAUGAGAGUCCUGUGCCCUUGCCAAUCUGUGGGAUCCAUCCUAUCCUGCAGCAGCAGAGCAUCUGGCACCUGUACCGAGUCAUCUCUGAACACAUCAGUGAUUGGAAGUGCAUGGCUUUUGCCAAGUUCAGCCUGCCUAUGGCCCAGGAGAAGAUAGAGGGCUGGCUGACAGAGGCGACCCAGAUAGAUGCCACCGUGGGCCUGCACAGCCCGGUCCUGCAGUACUGCAUACACAUUCUGGAGGAGUUUCGCAGCUACCUGCCCUUGCUUACCAAGCUGAGCAGCCUCCAGCUGCAUGGCCUCAACUUCCAAGGCCUUGUUCGAGCCUUAGGGCUGGGCAGUCUCAACGUAGAACUCCUAACACUGGGCCAGCUGCUCACUUGUCCACUGCUGGAUUUUGCAGAUCAAAUCAAUCAGAUCUGGCGGAAUGAAAACGAGCACAUUCAUGCCCAAGAGGCCCUGCAGCAGCUGCAGCAGGUCUGGGAAGCACGCCAGCUGCGCCUGCUCAACUUCAUCCUGCAGGUGCCCUGCGAGCCCUCCGCCGCCCCGGGGCGCUCCAAGAGGCACAUGCUCCGCAGGGACGUAAUGGCCCAGGAUAGUGGCACCUUCAUCCUUUCAGAUUACAACAGCCUGCAGGAUUCCGUCCAGGAGAGUAUUCAGAUGUUGUUCAAGAUCCUGGCCAUCCAGAAAUCGGGAGACCUUUACAAAAGAGCUGUGGAGUGGAUGACCAUCUUGCAUGACCUGAGUGACAUACUGGAGGUGUGGGUGACUUUCCAGCAGAAGUGGAUUUUUCUGAAUAAAGUUCUGCAUGAGAUGAAGAUACAGUUUCCCAGUUCUGAUCUGAACUCUCGUUUCAAGGCCAUGGAUGAUCAGUAUCGGGCCCUGAUGCAGACCUCUGUGGCUGACCCCCUGGUUCUGUCACUCGUGGUGCCCAGUGGCCAGCGGAACUCUUCCUUCCAAGGCCGGAAGCUGCAACAGAUGCUGCAAGCCGGCUCAGUGGAGCUGGAGGGCAUCAUUACGGCCCUGAAGAGCGUGCUCUAUGACUUCUGUGUUCACUUCCCCCGCCUUUUCUUCCUCAGUGACAGUGAGCUGGUGGACCUCCUGGUCGCCCGACUGGAGCCCGAUGAGGCCCAGAUAUGGGUACGACACUGUUUUCCUCACGUGCUGGCUGUGAGCUUCCAGUCCAGCCUGACUGGUGAGCACACGGAUGCCCCGGAGUCGAGGCCAGGCCUACAGACUCAGGUGGAGGGCCUUGCAGUGCUCGGCGCCGGUGGGGAGAAGGUGAAGCUGCAGCAGCCCCUUCUUCUGCAUCCGGAUCUCCCCCGGUGGCUGGCCUCUCUGGAGAAGGCUCUGCGUUUGGCACUGGUGCAUAUGCUGCAGGGCUGUGUGGCUGCCCGUCUGCAGCGCAGUGUGACUCCGGCUCCAUCCGUAGACAAGGAGCUGCCCCAGCGAAGCCAGUUGUCCUCGCAAAUGUAUGUCUACCACUGGCUGGAUUUAGUCAAGGCCUUCCCGUGGCAGUGUGUGCUGGUGGCAGAGGAGGUGGUAUGGCGGGCCGAGAUGGAGGAGGCUCUGCUCCUGGGGAAGACCCUGACCAUGGUGCGCACACAUGCAAGCAAGCUGGAGGUACUGGUGCAUUUCGUACGGACCCAGAAGGCCUCCCAGGGUGGACAGCCCCUGCCCCUGCCCUCUGUCCGCGAGACCAGCCUGCUCAGUGCCCUAGUGGCCGUGACCGUGACUCACCGGGAUAUAGCGCAGCUGCUGAAGGAGCAUGAGGUCAGUGAUCUGGCAGACUUCCACUGGGCCCGCCAACUCAAGUACCACCUGGGUUCAUCUCACAUCAUCUCCCAAAGCCCCUUACAGAGUCUCAGGACCAUUGCAUCUAUGGACACCUCUCUGUCACCAGCUGCAUGCUGGGUAGAUGUGCUGGGCCGGUCCUUCCUGUACAAUUAUGAGUACCUGGGUCCCAGGCUGGGGUCUCUGCCCAGCUUGCUGCCUGAGUGGCCAACCCUGGCACUCUUAUUGGCCCUGGAGGAGGUGGCCUGUGGGACCCUACUGGGACCUGAUGGCAUGGGCAAGGCAGCCAUGGUGAAGAGCCUGGCACAGGCCCUGGGGCGCCAGCUGGUGAUGAUACCCUGCUUGCCUCAGAUAGGGGCCCAAAGUCUGAGCAACUACCUGAACGGCGCCCUGCAGGGUGGCGCCUGGCUGCUGCUGGAGGCCGCUCAGCACCUGCCGCUCGGCUUGCUCUCUGCCCUGGGCCAGCGCCUGGCUGAGCUGCGCAGCCUCUAUGCCCCGCUGUACCGGCAGGUUUCCCGAAGCACCAGUACCAUCGACCCAACCCACCCCCAGCUCCUUGGCAGGGGUUUCUUUGAGAAAAACCACGUGGACAUGCGCCUGGGCUAUGGCUGUCUCCUGACGCUACGUUCCCUGAGCCCCGCUGUGCCUGCCAACCUGCGCCUGCUGCUGCGGCCUGUGGCACUGACACUGCCGAACCUACAGCAGGUGGCAGAGCUGACUCUGCUGGGCGCAGGGAUGCGGGAGGCCUCCCUCCUGGCUACCCGCCUGUCCAAAUUCUUCUCCCUGGAGCGUGAGCUGGUGUCUGGGCCCCUGCCCUGCCGCUUGCCACUGCUCAAGCGGGUCCUUGCAGACACACUACAGGCUCUAAAUGUGACCAAGGAGCAGCCCAAGUCCCAGCUGCCCCUCAGCCUUGCUGCCGCCCAGGAGAGGGUCCUACUGCGUGCCCUGCUACGCUCACCUCUGUUUAGCAUCCUCGACGGGGUCCGCCUUCACCACCUGCGAGAGCUGCUCUGUGGGACCUUCCCCAGCGCCAGGCAAGUGCUGGCGGAGCCCGUGGCCCCCAGGCUGAGGAAGCCACUGCUGGUGGAGGAACUGCAGCAGGCGGGCCUGCAUCCCAGCACUGAUAUUUUGAGUUCCCUGGAGCAGCUGAGCCAGGCCCUGGGCCAGACCUCGGGCAUUUUGCUCCUGGGCCCUGCAGGCUGCGGCAAGACCACGUGCUGGCACAGCCUAUUUACGAUCCAGAAUCGGCUGGCGGCCACGGAGGGCACCUCAACACAGGGCUGCCUGCCUGUGGAGAUGACGCACCUGUAUCCCAGUGUCCUCAGCCCCGAGGAGUUCCUGGGGUGGCAAGAGGGCCCCUGCUGGCACCAAGGCGUCCUCCCCAGGCUGCUUCGUGCAACCGGUCAGUGCAAGACUGUGGACCCAAAGAGCAAGGCCCGGGGAUCGGUGAGGACCCAGCACUGGGUAAUAUGUGACGGGGUCUCCAGUGCCGCUUGGCUGGACUCCGUCACUUGCCUCCUGCGUGACCCCCCCCAGCUUAUCCUCCCCAGUGGCCAGCAGGUAGAACGAUCCCCGGAUACCUUUCUCCUGAUGGAGGUGGGAGAUGCCACAGGAAUGCCCCCCGCAGUGGUGGGCCGCUGUGCCCUCGUCUGGUGCGGUGGGGAGCAGACGUGGAAGGGGAUGCUGAGAGCCCUGAUGGCAGCCCUGCCCCAGGAGUACUGCCUGCAACCCCAGACGGUCACCGAACUCAAUCACCUGGCUGAAGUGCUGGUGCCUGCAACGUUCCGAUUCCUCACCCGCCAGGGUGCCAGCUCCGUGCUGCAGGCACAUGGGCAGAAGGCUGUUUGCCCAGGUGUGGCUGAAAUCACCAGCCUGGCUCGCCUCUUACGUUGCCUGCUUGACCCCCACCUACGCAUAGAUGAGGAGACACAUGUCUCAGUGAACUUUGCAGAAGACCUCAGUCAUAGUGAUUCUGGAACCCAGAGCUUCAUGUCCUCGAAAAGCAGCUCUCUGACCCGGUCCCAGGCUGACAGCAGUGAUGUGCCUAAUAAGCGCAGGGAGCACUUGCUGGUUGUCAGCAGCUUUCUCUUUGCCUUGAUCUGGGGCUUUGGAGGCCACCUUCCUUCCAGGCUCUGGUCCGUCUUUGAUACCUUCCUGAGGGAUUCUAUUAGCUACCUCCCCAACUAUCCCGAGCCAUCGCCCUCAGCCUCGGUGUUUGAUCUUCAUUUAUGCCCUGAAGAUGGGACACUGGUCCCCUUCACCGGGCAGUACGUGGGCAGCCGCAUCAAGGGAUCUCUGGGCACCUUCAGUCCUUCUCCCCAGACUGAACGACUCUUGUAUGUGGUGGACCUGCUUCUGACGGAGGGACACCCAGUGCUGCUGGCUGGAGAGGCAGCUACAGGGAAGUCGGCCUUUGUGGAGGUGCUAGUGGAACCACAGCACCCUUACAUCUGCACCCACAUCCACCCUGCCUUCAGUACCACCCACUUUCGCCUUCUGCUGAGCCGAGGGGUCCAGAGCCAAUCACGAACCAGCCUGAGGUCUGGGCAGCACCUGAAUGCUAAAGGCUCCCUCCUCUUCCUGCUGGAGGAUCUGCACCUGGCCGCUUCCGACCCAGAGAAGAGCUGUCAGCCAGUGUUGGAGACUCUACGCCAGGCCAUGAAUGGCACUGUGUGUGCCCACAGCACCUUGGAACUGCAGACACUACAGCCUAUAGUCAACUUCCUUGCCACAGCUACAGUGCCAGGCUUCUGUGAGUGCCCACUGUGUCCCCGCCUCUUUCGACUGUUUACAGUGCUGGCCCUGGCCGACAUGAACCAGGCCAUGCUGCUGAGCAGGCACACACCUAACAUCCAGGCCUGGCUUGAACGCUUCCCCUGUGUGGAGCGGGAGGGUGUUUUAGCAAGAGCCCUGAUCUGUGCCUCCAUGGAGGCCUGGGAGAUUGUGGGCAGCUGUUUUUUGCCUUCACCCCUCCACCCACAUUACCGCUUCUCCCUGCACUCUGUGAGCCAACUACUGGGAAGCCUGCAGCUGCUGCCAACCAGAACGGGCUCCCGAGGUUUUCUGGACUAUCCCAACCACCAGGAGCACUUGCGCCGGGUGUCAGGCUUGCGUGGUACCCGCCUGAUGACUAUGAUGGCCAUGCGCAACAUGGUGCGCCUUUGGUUGCAUGAGGCACAGAGAACCUUCUGUGAUCGGCUGGACAGCCCUAGGGAACGUGACUACUGUGCCAAGCUGCUCCUAGAAGUAGCUCAGAGUGUCUUCUGCUGUGGGCCAGUGCACCAAAGCCUGGACAAGGGCUCUGAAGAGGAGGAGGAGUUGAAAGAGGAGGAGGAGAAAGUACCUGAAGUAGAGUCUGAAGGGGAGUUGGCUCAGUGGGAGGACUUAAGCAAUAGCAGCAGUGAGACAGAAGAGGAGGACACUUAUGACCUUUGGGUCACCACAGGCCCACCCUCCAGCGAUUCAGGUCGUGCAUCAUCCGUUGCCCCAGUAGAGAAGGAGAGCACAGAGAACAUAAGUCAAAAGAUAAAUCAGGAGGAAGACACAAGGGCCUCCAGUUACAAACUUCCAAUAAAGAGAUUCAAGAAUUGGUGGCAGAAGACAUCCCAGUUGGACCUGGACUCACCCCUAUUGCUACCAGUGUUACUACUCUGUCCCCAGGAAAAGCCUUCAGACCUGAUCUUCAGUCAGGAGCUAACAGUGGAUUCCAACUCUGAGAGCCCCAACAUGUACCUGGAACGGCAGUGGGAGAGCCUGGAGGAGCAGCUGGCCACGUCAGCCGCUCAGCUAAAGCUGAGUCCCCACCUUGCCCAGUGCCACUCAAUGGCCCAGCAUGUGGCCCACCUGGUCCGGGUGCUGGCCAGGCCCCGGCAGCAUGGCCUUCUGCUCUCAAAGGCUCUGGGCACUGGGCGCUGUACUGCCAUCAUUCUAGCAGCUAACAUUUGUCAGGCCCGUAUCUUCUAUCUGCCAUGUCAGUCAGAGAAGGCCAUUCUCCAGUGUCUACGGGAUGCCAGCUGUCAUGCUGGCAUGUUAGGUCAGCCAGUGGCCCUUCUGGUGCCCAGUGGUGUGGAUCUUACCACUCUUCAUCGUCUGCUGGCCUUGGCAAGCUCAGGCAGUUUCCCUGACCAGUACACAGAAGCACAUCUGGAAAAAAUUGAAGAACAACUCCUCAGAGAUGUCAAGCAGACCAUUAGGAAGGAAAUGCUUUUGCAGAGGUUCUACCAGCAAGUGUGCAGCCACCUGCACAUGUUCAUCCUGAUCGGAGAUGACCAGGCCCACAAACAACUGCCCUCCACCCUUUUCCGGAGACUCCUCCAACUGGCCAUCACCAGCAUUGACCACUAUGAACCCUGGGACGAAGACUCCCUGAUCAGUGUGGCUCAGCACCAUCUGGACAGUGCUCAGAAUCUACCGCUUGGUGAUGAUACCUUCAAGUACCCAGACCUCCAGGCCUCAAUUCCCAGUGUGGCCAAAGCCAUGGCUUUCAUCCACCUUUCGGCUGCCAGCUACCAUGGGCACCUGUGCCCUGAAUUGCCACUCGUCACCCCCAAGACCUUCUUAGACUUCCUGGAGACCUUCUUGCUGCUGCAACAACAGAUGAUCCUACAGAUGAAGAACAAGGCUCAGCGGUUCAACAAUGCCUUGGGGAAUCUGACAAAAAUAUUUGAGCAACACAAUAUCCAAACCAACCAGGUCUCCAUCUUGAAACAGGAGAUGAAAGACUCCCACAAGAAACUCAGCAUAUUGCGUCAGCAACUAGAGCAAAGCAAGAUCCUGCACAAGCGGCAACUAGCAGAGUGUCGGCAGCAGGAGAUCCUCAUUAGGAACCUGACCAAGCAGUGGGAUGCCCUGCGGGCUCAGCAUGAGGCUUUCCUGGAGCAGAUGGGCAAGGCAUUUCUUGGGCCCCUGAGCCAGCUGAAGGUGACUGAUUUUGAGGAGAUACGAAGCUAUCGAGCACCACCAGAAUCUGUGAUCCAGGUGACCAAUGCACUGUGUGACCUGUUCCACCGUGAAAGAGGCUGGGCCAGUGCCAAGCAGCUGUUAUGCACCGAAGAUUUUUAUCAGGAGCUGGUGUUCUUCCCCAAGGAGAAGAUGACGGACUCAGAGAUAAUAAACUUAAGCGUUGCUCUGAAGGCUCCAGGUAUGAGUGACGCAGCUUUGCGGGCAGUAAGCACACCUGCAGCAAGCCUGGCAGCCUGGCUCUGGGCUGUUCUGCGCUACAGGCUGGCACAACACCGAGGACUGCCCACGGGCCUGCUGCUGCGGCAGAUAGAGGCGACACUGGCUCGGGAGCAGGCCCAACUGGCCCACUACCAGUUCCAGGCUAAGGAGAUCCUGGAGCGCAAUUUGGCCCUAUCUAAGCAGCUGGAAAAUAGCCAGGUUUCCCACGGCCAUCUGGUAGAGAGUCUCAGUUGGACUCAGACUGACCAGUAUCACAAGUGGCCCAUAAAGACUGCAUUGCUCACGCCCAUGUAUUCCUGGACUGCAGAGCUCCAGAAGUUGAAGAGGCAGUGUAUGACUGUGUUUGGCGAUGCCCUCCUGUGUUCAGCUGCCAUCGUUUACCUGGGUCCCUUCCCACCAUUACGGCGCCAGGAGCUACUGGCAAAGUGGCUGGCUCUGUGUAAGGGCUUUCAGGAGACUCUGGGCCCAGAUGAUGUGGCACAGGCCCUGAAGCAGAAUCAGAAAUCUGUCAUCACGCCACCAAAAAAGCCCCUGCUCUCCACGUGCUCUCCCUUUAGCCUUCUGUCCUUACUGAGCUCUGAAUCCGAACAGUUCCAGUGGGACCGAGACCUGAAGCCCCAGGCAAAGUCAGCUCGCCUGGCAGGCCUGCUUCUGCGAAGUUGCACCCACUACUUCAGUUGCCGUUGGCCUCUGGUGCUUGACCCCAACAAGCAGGCCCUCAGCUGGCUGAACCCACUGCCUCUGGAACAUACUAGAUGGAUGGCCCCAGUUCCCACCAAGGACAGAGGUAAAGCCAGGGAUAAUAAUCAUAAAAAAGAGUAUAAAGAGGAUGCAGAGGAGGAAGAUAACGAUAGUGAAGAGAGUCCCAAGGCUAAAGAGCAGAAGGCAGAGGAAAAGGGAAAGGAGGAGGUGAUAGACAAGGAAGAGAAGCAAGAGCAAGAGAACAAGGAGACAGAGAGGCAGGAGUCAAGGCCAGCCUCUGAGACCCAGUCUCCGCCCUUUCCCUACCUCAGUGUACUCUCAGGCUCUGACCCAGACCUGGGUCCUCAGCUCCUGGAGGCAGCUGCCAAAGGCCUGCCUGUGCUACUGACCAAUGUGGAGCUGGGACUAGGGUGCCAAGAACUGCCAUGGCUACUGCAGCGGGAGCAGCUGAGCCCACCCCAGGUGCAGCCUGGCUUCUGUCUCUAUCUGAGCACCACCCUCCCCCUUGGUGCCUUGAAAAAAGUGCUAGGUUGUGAACUGCUGAAAGUGCUGAAUGUGCUGGAUCUGGGUCUGAACAUGGACAUCCUAGAAGAACAGAUGCUGCAUGAAAUCCUGCGCACGGAGUGUCCCAAGUUCGAGAGCCGCUGGCAGGACCUCCAGAUGAGAGCCUUGGAUACCCUCGAAGCUGUGGAGGCUGCUGAGGAGCGGCUCCUGAUGAGGCUGCUGUCCAAGAACCCAGCUGAUCAGCAUCUAGCCAAGUUCCUGCGGGACAUGGUAAGGAACCAGGCAGAACUAUGUCAGCUGCUUGCCUACCGCGAGGAGCUAGAAGACCUGAGGCUGCAGGAGAUGGUACAGUGGGUACCCUAUCAGCAUGUGGUCCAGCAUGGGAUAGCCAUUAUCAGGGCCCUUAGCCCACUGCAAGACCUGCUGCCACCUUUCCGUAUGAGCCCAGAGAACUGGCUGGCAGCCACCAAGGGGGCUCUGAACAGCAUGAAGCAGUGUGAGAAUCAUCCGGGGAAGGACUUAAACAGCCAUCUGCUACAGCUGAAGACACAGCUGACCCGCCAGCUGCUGGGCAGCACCGUGGCUGCACUGGGCCUGACCCACAUGCCCUUGAUAGGUGCCUUGGGUGCCUUAGCUCUGCUGUGCGAGGCAAGGAAGGCACCACAUCUGGAGAGGCUGGCACUCUGGCCUGGACUGGAAGCCUUUCCCAGCAUAGGCUCUAGCAAGCCAGUCCCAGGUGUGGCUCGACCAGCCUGGCUAGGGCUGAGAGCCUGGCACGAAUGUGGAAUGUUAGAGCUGCUGCCCCCAUUUUCAGGGCUGCGUGUAUCCCUGGCAGGCCACUCCAGUGUUUGGCAGUCUUACCUGUCCCUGUCAUCCACAGUGCUGGGGCCUACACCUGGGCCUGGGCCCAAUCUACUCAGCCUCCUUCAGAAGCUGAUCCUGUGGCGUGUGCUGAGACCUGAGUGCCUCGCAGGUGCACUGGCAGACUUCACCACCAGCCUCCUGGGCCGGCCCCUGGAUGAGAACCUGAGUCCUUCCACCAUACCCUUUGAACACAGUCAGGCCACUCAGCCCCUGCUGGUCUUGUUGCCACCACCUGGUCACCCCACAGCCACUUUGCAUCCCCUGGCUGUCAUCCAGAAACUGGCUGCCCAGCAUGAGCAGGGGCAGAAGCAUCUGGAGGUGAUAGCCUUGGGCUCUGAGGCCUGGAACCCAGUCUCCGUUGUGGUCAGCACUCUAUGCCAAGCUAUGCACAAAGGGCACUGGUUGGUGCUGGAGAACUGUCACCUGAUGCCUCACUGGCCAAAAGAGCUGCUACAGCCCUUGCUUGGACUGCUGGAUAGAGCCGAGGUAGUCUCAGACCUGGAGUUAGAACUGCUUUUAGCCCCAUCUGCAAGUAGGAAUAUGGUCCACAAAGACUUCCGUCUCUGGCUUAUUGUGUCUGCAGAGUCUAUUGCUUCCUUACCAGCUGUGCUGACUCAGCACUGCAUGCCUGUUUUCUGGGAGCAGUCCCUGGAACUGGGCCAUGUCUUGCUUGACAAUGUGGAGCUAGCCCAGCAAGAACUCUAUGUGCAACCCCUUACCAGGACGAUGCCUCUGCUCCUCUUACAUGGCCUCCUGCUACACCGGCAGCUCUAUGGAAUGAAGCUGCAGGCACACAGGGGCCACUGGAAUCAAGUGACUCUGACCCAGGUCCUUCAGAUGCAAGACCAGCUGUGGGCCAGCCUUAGCAAUCCCCAUGCUGCCAUGGAGGAGUUGGCUGCUUCGGUUUUCUAUGGGGGUCCUGUGGGAGACAACAAGGACAGGGAGGCCCUGAUUAGCCUCAUACAUGCCUGCCUGAGCCCCAGCAGGGGGAGUUGGGACCAACCACACACACCCCAGUAUCUGCUGGCCACUCUGAUACCCAGCCCAGAUCUAGAGGAGCUGGAUGCUAUGUCAGAAUGCAAGGCCCAGAUGCACCAACUGCCCACACCACCUGAACCCAGGACCUGUGGACUGAGUGCUGGACCCCAGGCCUGGCUGUUGCGACGCCAGAGUCGCGCUCUCCUGCGUGCCCUGCAACAGUGUUCACUCACUUGGGUGUCUGCGCCAGAUGGCUCCAGACACACCGAGAGGCAAAGGCGGCUGCGACAGCGCCUGGUUCUAGCCAAGCAGACACUGGAGUCGCUGCAGGCUCUGCUGACCCAGACCACCCACCAAGAGUCUGGUGCCUCUGGUGCCAGGUGGUUGGAGACGGGGUCCAAUGCGGGGCGGGCUGUGGAGGGCUUCCUUCAGAUGGAAGUGCAGGAACUGAGCCAGCUGGUGAGCACGCUGCAGGAGGACCUCAAUUGCCUGUUACAACAGCUGGAAGGAGCACCCCCAUGCCUCUCCCAACGCUGUGUAGCGGUGGCCAACGCUCUGUGGACUGGCCGCCUACCCCUACCUUGGAAACGCCAUGCGCCUGCCUGGUUGCAGCCGCCCUGGCACUGGCUGAGACAGCUGUCGCGCCGUGGGGAGCUGCUAGUUCGCUACCUGGGCAUGGGCACUGCAGCACCAAAGCGCAGCUUUCACCUAUCAGCCUUUCGCCACCCACACCGCCUGCUGCUGUCACUGCGCUGGGAGGCUGCCUUUGCUAUGGUCCCCCUUGACCACCAUGUGUCCGGCUUGAAUGUGCCUGGUGCCGAAGGCCUCAGCUCUAGGCAUUUUGCCCAUAAACAUCAGGAGCUGAACAGCAGCCCUUUGCACCUUCAGGUGGUGAGCAGCCCAAAGCCCACGGUUCCAGAGACAGGAACCGUGCUGCUGAUUGGGCUACAGCUCUGGAAUGCCCAGUGGGAUCCGCUAGCAGGAGCCUUAAAGGAUGGUCCCACCAGCCAGCCCAGUCCUCUGCCUCCCGUCAGCGUGAGCACCCAGGCCCGGGACACCAAUGACCUGCCACCCGCCGCCGGCCUGGCUGUAUAUUCCUGUCCUGUGUACAUGGAAGGGCCCCUGGGCACUGCUAGGCUGAAUAGCAAGAAUAUCCUGAUGUACCUGCCCAUGCCCACCAAGCUCAGCCCCGCCAUCUGUGUUCAACGGAGAGUCCAUGUGUGCAGCCCACCCUUAUCCUGAGCCCUCAACCAAAAUAAAGUUGAAGUA